UUUGGGGAGUGAGUGAGGCAGGGAGCGAGGCGCGCUGGCGGCUCGGGGCGUCCCGGCUCUUUGGUCUGGGCUCGGAGCCACCCUCGUCCCCUGCAGGGGUGUCACAGGAAGCGUCUGCUUGACGAGGUCGGCGGAAGGGGCCGGCAGCCGGGCACAGCGGCAAGUACCGGGCUGCCGGCUCCAGGGGCUCAGAACGGGGCAGCCCGAGGGACGCCCUUUCCUGCCAGGUGGCCGUUACCAGGGCACCGGGAGGCAAGAGCUGCCGGGGGGGUCCUCCUUUCCUUCCUCUCUGCACGUUUGUCUCCGAAGGGAGGGGGUCUCCCCUGUGGCCGGGCGUGUGGAUGGUCUGCGGGUGUUAAGCGCGUUGUGGGGCGAGCGAGCGAGCCGAGGAGUCUGGCGCGAUAAGCUGUUUCUAGGGGCCCCUGGUGACGCGAGAGCGGCGUUGAGGGUUUCUAGGGGCCCCAGGAGGUUCUUGGGGAGAGGGGCUGCCUGGCGUCCCUGUCGGCAGCCCGCUCGAGAUGUCCCCUUAAGAGCAGGUGGGUAGGCCGAGGAGGCUUCGAGGUGUGCCUGGAAGAGGAAGUCUCAGGACUCCCAGCGAAGUUCGGGGCAGGGCGAGGAGCUGCUUCUUUCGUCGCCUGUCUCCUGGGGCGGGUGGGAGGCUGACAUGAAUGGUUUCAGCACCGAGGAAGACAGCCGGGAUGGGCCUCCCACCACCCCUUUUUAUGGACAGAGUUGCUGCCUCAUUGACGACGGGGACCGCUGUGUCCGCCCAGCUGGCAAUGCCUCCUUCAGCAAGAGGAUCCAGAAAAGCAUCUCCCAGAAGAAGCUAAAAUUGGACAUCGACAAAAGUGUAAGACAUCUGUAUAUAUGUGAUUUUCACAAGAACUUCAUUCAGAGCGUUCGAAACAAAAGAAAAAGAAAGACCAGUGAUGAUGGUGGAGACUCUCCAGACCAUGAGAUAGAUGUCCCAGAGGUUGACUUGUUUCAACUCCAGGUAAACACACUACGCCGUUAUAAAAGGCAUUACAAGUUACAAACAAGACCUGGCCUUAAUAAAGCUCAACUAGCAGAAACUGUCAGCCGUCACUUCAGGAACAUCCCAGUGAAUGAGAAGGAGACCCUUGCUUACUUUAUCUACAUGGUCAAAAGUAAUAAGAGCAGGUUGGAUCAGAAGUCAGAAGCUGGCAAACUAGAAUGAAGGUUAGGCAGUCUUUGGACACUGAGUGUGAUAUUUUAAAAAAUCAGGUGCAUUAUGAAGAACUGUUAAACACUUCCGGAAAGUAAAGUAUAAACUAGAGAAUAUAGGCCACUGUGGUCUAGAAUACAUCAGUCCAGGAUGUGUUUGACUUCUGCUGUUUCAUUUAGCUGAAGAUAAUGUAUCACUGGAAAACUCCAAGAAGUCUGUCAGUGAUUGCCCAGAGGAUUGAAAUAUGUCUUUGAGUAUAAUAGAAACCCCACACGAGAUAAGUUUGUCAUUCUUGGACUAGGUUGUAUCAUCCAUAUAUAGUAUAUACUGGCACAGGUUAGGCACGACACUAGAAUUCUUACGCAAAAUCUGGUCUGUGGCUUUCUUGUUUGCAGUCUUUCUGCAUCUUUGAAAACAAGGGACAUACACAAAUGCCCCAGGUUUUUUAUGUGUGUGGGUCAUGGUUUAGAAAUGAUAAAAUAGCCUGCCUUGCUUAUUUGCUGAUCUUUUAGAAAUGUUGUAUUGAAUUCACAGAAGUUACUAAGUAUUUCAUGGUUUUCCACAUUUUCUUAACAUCUACCAUUUAACUGAGAGGUAGUAGCAUUUCGAUACAUUACCUACCAUUUUUUUAGGUUCAGUAUGUACAUUUUUCACUGUUUCGACAAUGAUGCCAAAGGCGAAGUUGAAGUGGGUCCUCAGUCAGUGCAUGAAACACCAAGUUAAAGGUAUUAUCUUAGAUCCAAAAUAAUUAUUGUUUGCAAGCCAUUUGAACUGCAGCUUGUCUAGUUCUUACUAGACAUAUAUCGAGUGUGCAAACCUAAGCCUACUGCAUUAAUGACCCAUCUGAUGCUUGAGUCUAGAACUGAAAACAUCUGGGAAUAGUCGUGUCUAUUCCAGUAGACAAAUAUGGAUUGGUUUUGGCGAUUGUCUCUGCCCAGGUAUCUGGCAGUGAGAACUGGUGACAAACCACUUGUCUCUCCUAGCUGCACCUUCCUGAAAUGUGUAGCAAUACCUAGCAAGCAUUAUGAUUGUGAUUUAAAUUCCAUACUGCUGUCAGCCCUGCUGUGACUCAAAGCUCCAUGUGUGCCACAUUACACACACAACUUUGCCAUUUAAGCUCAGGGAAGAAACGUUACUCUCUGAAAGAGGCCCGAAAAACAAACAUAGCCCCUAGCCAUAUAUUUUGGCCAGGUGCUUGACUAUAUCUUCACCUCUUCUCUAAUCACAGGUAGGCAGCAAAAACCACUGGUAGUGACCUAUUAUACAUGGCUGCUGAGCUGCCACGUGGUGGGUCAUAAUCCCUAGAGGCCUACCUAAAAUAAGACUUUUCCAAAAGUUAGGUAGUAACUUCUGUCUAGUCACUUCAUGUCAUAUUUACAAUAAACUUUGAAACUGUUAACGUCAUCUAUUGUUUACUGCUAUAGUCCUAAGUUUUGUUUCAUAAAGCAGGAGUACUAAUCACCCUGAUCUGGAAAUAAACUCAACUGAAAACAGUAGAUCUGUUUUAAAGUUUUACUGUGAUAGAUGGGCAGGCAUUCAAACAUUUUGGUAGCACUCUGAUAGUGAAAUUUAAUUUUCAAAAACAUUGAAUUUGCUUUGGCUAAUUAUUUUUGAAGGAUGCAGCUUAAUUCAGUACAUUUGCUUGUACAAGUAUAUAGAAAUGUAGCAAUGCCUGCUUAAAUUUUUACUUCUGGCAAAGCAUGUGAAAAACUAGAAUUUGUCCCUUAUACAAAGUUAAUUUACAGCUGUUUGUGUUUAUUUUUAUAGAAAGUAGAGGUUCAAGAAAUAAGGGUAUCAAUCAGCAGUGCACCAUAUCAUUGAAAUAUCUCAAUUCAGUGGAUACUAUUUUAGGAGAUGAUUUUUUUUCCAGAUAGCUUCAUUGCAUGCAUAUGUUGAGCACAUUUUUUAACAUUCUUAUACAUAUGUGGUAAGUACUUGGUUUUUUAAAGUUGACCUCAUAUUGUUGCUUCUCCUUUCAUGGAAAGAACCAAUCCAGCCAACCACCCUGUUCUGUAAUUGAAGGCUUGAGUUUACUUCUCUAGGUCUCUGAACUUUUGUGAAUUCAGAAUAUCUGUGUAUGCAGUCUGACCUUGGCAAGAACCUCUUCUGAAAAACAAGCAAUGUGUGCAUCCUCUCUAGACCAAAAACAAAAUCCAUAGUGUUAGGGCUUAUUGUAAAGAAAAUGAGUGCAGCAUUGUAUCAGCCAGCACCAAAAUGAUUAUUUACGGGGAAAUGUGAUGGCAAGCACUGCCUGUUCAGAAACUGCUUGCUUGAUUUGGUCUCAAAACUAUUGUUUUCCAAAGAAAUCAAAUGAAGUAAAAUUUGCCUGUUUCAUGAUACAAGUUUCAAAUGGUUGCCAAGAGACUAAGGAAUCUUGUCAUAGAAUCUGAGGAAUUGCUGAUGUCAUAACUCUUGAAUCCUGUUGUCUUUGAGACAUCUGUACAUGCCUUACUCUCAGCUUCACUAACGAGCAUUAAGCAAAUGUCGUGGUGGACAGGAUGGGCCACUUCCAUGGCUUCUUGUGCUACAAAUUCUAAUCCUGUUAACAGCAAUACCAAUAUUCAGGGAGAAGCCUGUGGUUCUUGAACAUCUAGUGUUGUAUUUUCAAAAACACCACAAUGCAGUUGUUUAAUAUAAUGGCAGAUUAUGCUGUGUGCCAUUUAAGGAAACUUUCCAAUUCCUUGUGGUUUUAAUAAAACCUUCAUCAGCAUUUUGAGCUUCAAAGGGUAUGAAUCCUUAAGCAAUGGCUAAAAUAAAUAGAAUAUGUGAGAACAGAGUCACAUUGACAUGUUCAUUCAUACAAACUGGUGGGUUGUAUUUAAUCUUAUAUCAGAUAUGGAUUUCACAUGGAGCUAUUCAGCAACGAACUUUGGCUUGAUAGUGGCUUUCCACAUUUAAGGAUUAGUGGAAGAUCAUUUUGCUGGUCAAUUCUCUAUCGAAUGAAACUUGCUCCAGACGAAAAGGACUGUUCAAAGCCUUCAGACCUACAUAAGAACCCACUUAAAAUCAGAAGAAGGGCCAUCAUUGUUCUUAAUGGGCUUUGCAUCAGAGCUGAAGACCUUAAUGUGGCACAUCUUCUAUAAUGAGGUUAACUUCAUCAAAGAUGGUGGUCCUCAGUGCAUUAUUUGUUGUUGUUAUUGCUGUAGUUCUAUUAGUGCAAGAAUUUUUGUUCAUCCCUUGAGUUGAAUGAAGGAGAGAGCAAAGGGAAGGGGAAUGUGCAAUGGCAAUUGUAGUAUGGAAUUACAUAAAUGCAGAAUGCAGUUCAUAGUAGUCAGACCUUAUUGGCAUCAGAUCUGAUUUCAUCUAGUCAAAGUAGUCAGACCUUAUUUCAUCUGAUUGAUUCAGCUUCCAGUACUGUUUCUACAGCAUAACUAUUACAAAACAAACUCCUACGUUAAUUUCAGAUUUUGUCUUGCAAGGGACUCAAUGGAUUAUGAUUCAGAAAAUGAGCCUUGCCAUGGAUCUUGUAAAAUCCCUAAGUUACAAGUUCACAAGGAUAAAUCAAAUUCCAUAUUCUACCACCCGAAAGUUUUGUCAGUAAGAAAGCUUCCUAUAUAGGCCAGCAAAAAAAAAAAUUAAAGCCAAAGUAGCCCAUGGCUAGAUUAUUUUUAGACUUCAAAAGCAGAGUAAAAAUAGCCAUGAGCAAGAUGUAUCCCAGAAAUGUUCAUGAUUUGUCUGAGAAAAAUCUUACUAAACAGUAUUCUAAAUUUUAGCUAAAUGCAAUAUUGGGGUAGGGAGGAGGGUGGUGGUGGUGGGGACUGGGAGCCUUGCACUUUAUCUUGUGUUGAUAGAGCCUAAUGUAAAUAUAAGUAAGAUGGGAACGCCUAACAUGUAAUUUGAAGUGAUAGGAAGAGAAAUGGCAAACUGUCAUGCGCAGUACACUAGCGGUGCUUCACCCUGUGCACUGAGAUGAGAGACUGAUGAAUCUUUAAGCCAACUGUCUAAAAAUGAACAUUUCAGUGCCCACAGAAUCAAUUAAAGGGCCUAUUUUGACAAAGCAACUUAUUAUUUCUCCUUCACAUGUAAUCUCACGUGGUUUUCUAGGAGGAUAGAUGUUUUGAAAAAUUUGGGGGUAGAUACAAAAAAAAAUACAAGUCAGUUCUUGCUCUUCUGUAGCAUUGAUCCAUACUUAAUCAAUUCAUUAAUUGUAUUUUACAUUUUUAAUGUGGAGGGGAAGGGGCUUAUGCCUUAAACUCAGAAUUUCAGUGAAAUCACAUUAUGAAGUGUUUAGCAAUAUCUUUUUCUGCAAAUUGUUUUUAAAACACAUUUCAAUGACUUAUGCUUGUGAGGUUUGCCUUUUUAUUGCAUUGCCUUCAUUCCUUCCGACUUGUCCUGCUGCACAGCUAGGAAAACACUUAAACAUAUUGACAAAAGUUCUUUUUUAAAGCCCCUUUGAAUUAUAAUGGAAUUACUAGAACAAAACAAUUUCCCUUCCCCUUCAUUCAUUCUAGUGGGCCUUCAUGUGUUGUACUGAACCUUAUGCCAAAUGUUUUGGGUAAGCUUGUAUUUUUAAUUGUGAAAUAUAACUGUGUACUCUUAAAGCAAUCUAGUAACUUAUAGUGAAACUGUAGAAUUCUUUUUUCCAAGCUGUAUAGUGCACCUAACUUCCACUGUGUAUGAGGUUUAAACUGUGUACUGUUCGAUAAAGAUAUAAAUGCCUGAGUUGCAUUUUUAAUAAACUAUCAGUUGAUCAACAGGC
This is a messenger RNA of Eublepharis macularius, 5885 nucleotides long. RefSeq names its product SAP30 like (gene SAP30L). Gene Ontology annotation, cellular component: histone deacetylase complex. The record is from RefSeq and is a predicted model, not a curated record. Bases 665 to 1198 code for a protein of 177 amino acids. Gene Ontology annotation, molecular function: transcription coregulator activity; protein binding. Gene Ontology annotation, biological process: regulation of DNA-templated transcription. NCBI's taxonomy places the organism in Eukaryota, Metazoa, Chordata, Lepidosauria, Squamata, Eublepharidae. The transcript is spliced from 4 exons.